This is a messenger RNA of Aspergillus fumigatus Af293, 219 nucleotides long. RefSeq lists its product as uncharacterized. NCBI's taxonomy places the organism in Eukaryota, Fungi, Ascomycota, Eurotiomycetes, Eurotiales, Aspergillaceae. The record is from RefSeq and is a predicted model, not a curated record.
AUGCCGUCCAUGUCGAUCAACAAAGGACGAAUUCAGGUUGCCGGCUUGCUGCACAAGCCUGCAACGUCACCCAACGCUCCUGGCAAUUGUGAUCGUACAUCCUGGAGGUGGCGUCAAAGAGCAGACGGCCGGUCUCCAUCGAAGAAGCUCGCGCAAGAAAGCUUUGUCACCGUCUCCUACGAUGCCUCUCCACCAAGCCGAGAGCAGAGGCGAACCUAA